GCUGUGAUUGGUCAGCGUUUCUCCUGGUUACCAGCCCUCGCUGAACGCAACAACACAGACGCUCCUGCUGCAAACAGAAGGGCGAUUUCAGCUGAGAAAUGUCAUGGACUGAGCUCAGGAGGAGCAGGGGAGGGAAACACUCCUCGGCCGAGGAGAAGCUGGAUGAAUAUUUAAUCAACCUGCAGCACAAAAACAGGGCCUUGAGAAGACUGCAGAGGAAGGACCCUCGCCAGGCGGAGUUGGAGCUUUUGGAGCAGGGCUUCAAUCUGUACAUCAACGGUGCUCAUGUCAGCAACGCUAAUGCGCCUCAGAACAGCCGAUCCAGCAGGAAAACCGUCCAGCCUUCAGUAGCGGCCCGUCCGCCGGCACAGAGAAACACACGCACUGCAGAUUCAUCCAGAGAGAGUGGAGAGAAGUGUGCGGUCGAUCGACAGAAACAGAGGAGCCACACGGCGCCUGAGAAAGCACAGAGACGACGAUGGGUGCAGGAAUCUGUGUACAUCUGCACUGAGAAAGGAAAAAAAGCGAAGAUUUCACCAGAGCACAGAUAUUCCGAUGACUUUGAGCUGUACGAGAGUGCAGAUAUGGAGUCUGCUUAUGACAGCAGUAAAGCGUCACGUUCUGUCGCCCUGACGUCACGCAGCGAGCCGGAGCCUGUCGACAGGGUUCUUCUGAAUGCUGACCAGGUCAAGGCACUGCGACGCAGCCUGGAGGUGAGCGUCAGACGCAGCAGUCGAGACUCAGCCGGAGAGGAGUCGGAGGAGGAAUGGAUCGAGGAGCAGAUCGAGAGAGAGGAAAGCAGCGACAGUCUCCCUGACCUCACACUUCCUGUCCAACCCACAAGCCAGCCAAUCAGCAAGCAGCUCAGCCAUGGUGACCUCAUCAUGCUGGAAUUCAGCCCCUCCACGCAAGGUGGGCGAAAGAUCGAACACUCUCUCUCAGCUAAAAGAAAGGACAAUGUGGAGUCGUACAUCCCUACCAAACCAGUCACCGUAAAGAGACCGACAGAGAGAACAUCUGCUAGCAGACAGGAGAAGUCACGGCCGUGCAGUCGUAUAGAGCGCCCCCUGUCUGCGGCUCGUAAGGUGCAGGAGGAGCGAGAUUCAGAGGAAACGGCUGCCGGCGUAUUUCAGGCCCUGCAGAGAGAAAACUCACCGCUGCAAACGCACCGGCAGGAGAGGAGUACGGCCCAACACACGCCGGAGGAGGAGGAGGAAGAUGAUGAUGAUGACGAGCAGAUUCGGGUUAUCAGAGCUAUGCGGAGAAUCGCUCUCAUGGAACCAAGGCAGCAGAAGUGUUUGUUAAAGGCUCUAGAGAGGAUCGAUGCUGACGAUCAGUCUGAUGUCACCGACAGCAGCAGCUUCACUCUGACUAGGGAAGCAUCUCUGCAGGUGACGCCCACUCUUUACGUUACCAUGGAGAUCCUGUCAAACUGGGGUCACCCGGGUCAGGUGGGGCUCACAGAAGUUCAGUUCUUCUGUCCACAAAAUCGCAAACUCUACGUGUCUCCACAUGACCUGGACAUUCGCAACACGGACCAGCCCGGGAAUCUGGCUGCCCUCGUCAACGGAAAAACUAAAACCACAAAAGAGCGUCAUAUGUGGGCUUGUCCAUUCCACCCGCCCGUCCAGCUGUAUUUUAUCAUCAGGAAUGUGGAACGAACUCCGAACUUCAACAUCUCUCGGAUCAAAAUGUGGAAUUAUAACCACAGCCUUAAUGAUCUGGAUGUUGGUGCGCGACACGUUCGCUUGUAUGUGAACAGCACUCUGGUGUUCGAGGGUCACUUGGAGAAGGGCUGUGGUAACCAGGUCUUUGACUACAGCAACUCCAUUGAGCUCCAGGAACCACAUCUCCCAGAGUGCACCUCUCCAAGCCCUGUCUCUUCAGGACACAGUCUGCAAGACUGCAGCCCACAUGAGCCAGAGCCUCAGGAGUCGAAUGCUGGUGUUUCAGUAGUAGAAACAAGCCAGGACAAAUCUGACCCAGUUAACCCUGGCAGCUGUGUGGCAGAAAUGCAGAGAGACUCUCUAGAAAGAGAUGACUCUUCUCCUCUGGACCUCAUGUUACCCGCCGGCCGGACGGAGGCGAUGAAGACGGUGACCACGCAGCCAUCCUCCAGUCGGAUUCCACAUUGGCUCCAGGCGCUGAAUCGAACCGCAGCGGAUGAGGCCGAAGCGUCUCGGGAUCGAGAGCGUCCUCAGUGGCUCCAGUCGCAGAAUACAGCCGAACCCAAAUCCAAACACUCAGUGCUGCCUGACAUCUCGUGCAACCCUGUGCGCUCCUGUAAAGAGGCCUCCAGCAACAAAGACCUGCAGAGAACAGCGUCCGGCGAAUUCAGUUCUGAUUUGUUGGAUUUGGACCCCGAUCUGGGACUGAAUUACAGCUUGCGGACCGAGCAAGAACCGCACUUGGAGCAGCACUUGAGCGAUCGGUUGGACCAGGGUUUGGACCUGUGGGAUGAGCGGUUUGAGAGGACAGAGCGGCCCAUCAGUGGCAGGAGAGGUUCAGCACGGUCUGUAAACAGAACACAACUGGACCGCAGCAGCGACUUCACCUCAACAGAGGAAAGCAGCCCGGCGUCCGUCCGUAACAGAAGACCGAAACCUCAUUGGUGCGAACCGGAUGACCCGUUAAUGGAAUCCUGGGACUCGUUGACGAAGUUUAACCAGUGUCAGCGAGGGCGGAUCUCCAACAUGGGGCUGGAGGGAGAUAUUUUCGACGAAUUUGUUCACCGUCAGUCCCGUCCGACACCCGUCUCCAAUAUAUAUUUAGCAAAAAAAUCACUGGAUCAGUUUGGCGAUACUAUCCUGUUCACCACGGAUGAUGACAUCCUGGAGGCCAUGGCGCAGUAUGAUGACACGUUUGGGAGUGAGAUGGAGAUGGGCGGGCCGGGCGUGGAGGAAGAGGAGCUGCAGCGGCCGCGGACGGCAGACGGUGAAGGAGAGGAGAGGCCGUUCACACAGGCUGGGUUCAGGAAGGAGGACACGCACACCCACAUGGAUCUGGACCACAUCUCUGCAGCUGAACUGUGUGCUGAUACUGGAGAGGAAACAACAGGACUUUAUACUGGCAGUAUUCUGCAGCUGAAUCUGCUGUCGUCGUUCGUUGGUAAGGGCGGGGAGAGUAUUCCUGUUGAUGUCUCUAUGGCAACAGCAUCACCCCGUGACCUCAACGACCUCCCUGAGAACAGCAACGACCUUCGAACUCUGGACAAGUUGUUUGAUGGGAUGAACAUCACCACAGAUGAUAAACACAUGUGGCUGAUUCCCUUCACGUCCGGUUCUGAUCACACACUCACUGUACGGUUCGGCCAGCCGCAGACGAUCGCCGGAUUCAGAAUAUGGAACUACAACAAAUCGCCUGAAGACUCUUACAGAGGGUUGAAGGUUGUGCAUGUGUUCCUGGACAGCGUGUGUAUUUCUCCAAUCGGGGGGUUUCUCAUUCGCAAGGGUCCGGGGAAUUGCCACUUUGACUUCGCACAGGAGAUUCUGUUCAUAGACUACAUACAGUCCAACACGAGCACUGCCGCCCAUAACAGAUCACUCACUACGACCAGCAAAAACACAGAGAACGCGCACGCUCACUGGGGUGGGAACCGGAGAGAUGAGUUGGCCAGUAUGGACUAUGAGGCUCCAUUGAUGCCAUGCGGAUUUAUCUUCCAGCUGCAGUUGUUGACGACGUGGGGCGACCCGUACUACAUCGGCCUUAAUGGACUGGAGUUCUAUGACCAGAAUGACCAGAAGAUCCCGCUCAGUGACAACAACAUCGCUGCGUUCCCUGACAGCGUGAAUGUGUUAGAUAACGUGUGUGGUGACGUCCGCACACCUGAUAAACUGAUAGAUGGGGUCAAUAACACACAUGACGGGCAACACAUGUGGCUCGCACCAGUGCUGCCUGGGCUGGUGAACCGUGUCUAUGUCAUCUUUGACCAGCCAAUGACAGUCUCCAUGAUUAAAUUGUGGAACUAUUCCAAAACACCUCAGCGAGGAGUCAAGGAAUUUGGGCUCCUAGUCGAUGACCUGUUAGUGUAUAACGGGAUUUUAGAGUGUGUGAAGAAUGUUUCGCGGGGAAUUCUGCCAACCCUGGAUCCUGUUGUUCCUUACCACACCAUACAGUUCACAGACAACACGCAAAUCACACACCGGGAGAAGAGCACUAUUAUCAGCAACCAUGUGGAGGACCAGGAUGUGAAAUUGACCAAUGAGAAUAAAAUCAUUCACCAGCACAAGAAGAAACAGACAGCUGACCCAGCUCUGCGGCCCAAAACCUGCAUGACGGACGUACGGAAACACGGAAAGCAGCGAUACUGAGAGAAGACGGCAGGGUUCAGGGAUUUUGAAAGCAGGUUUUUUUUUCUUUUUCCCCUUUGGGAAUAUUUGGAAAACUCAGUAACCUCAACACACACACACA
This is a messenger RNA of Sinocyclocheilus rhinocerous, 4410 nucleotides long. RefSeq lists its product as uncharacterized. The record is from RefSeq and is a predicted model, not a curated record. NCBI's taxonomy places the organism in Eukaryota, Metazoa, Chordata, Actinopteri, Cypriniformes, Cyprinidae.